Messenger RNA from Ochotona curzoniae (black-lipped pika), 3468 nucleotides. It is a transcript of the gene ENAM, whose product is annotated as enamelin. The transcript is spliced from 8 exons. The record is from RefSeq and is a predicted model, not a curated record. Bases 1 to 3468 code for a protein of 1155 amino acids. NCBI's taxonomy places the organism in Eukaryota, Metazoa, Chordata, Mammalia, Lagomorpha, Ochotonidae.
AUGUUGCUGCUUCAACACAGGAAUGGAGUCCCUUUUCCUGAACUAGAUAACUUGGUGCCGAGUGGAAGAAUGAAGAUUCUGCUGGUCUUGCUAGGUGUUCUUGGUAAUUCCAUGGCUAUGCCAAUGCACAUGCCCCGGAUGCCUGGAUACAGCAGUAAAAGUGAGGAGAUGAUGCGGUAUGGCCCGUAUCCCUUCAUGAACUAUCCACACAUGCCACCAAUGGGCCCUUAUGGAAACGGUUUCCCAUUCCCUCAGCAGUUCCCACCAUACCAGAUGCCUAUGUGGCCUCAGCCACCACCUAACAUGUGGCCCCCACCAAAACCCGCAGGAUUCCGACGCCAGAGCAAUACUGACCAAGCCCAAGACACCGAGAACCCCAACCAGCCUCCAGCAGAAAAGCCACCAGUAAAAGACCCUGCGCAGCAGCCAACUACUCCAACUCCAGCCAAAGAAGAAGCACAGCCAACUCAGGCAUAUCCACCCUUCAACAAUGGAUUAUUUCCCUAUCAACAACCACCAUGGCCAUUCCCACCUAGGAUGCCACCGCCGAUGCCACCACCAAUGCCACCGCCGAUGCCACCACCGCCACCACCAGGUUAUGGACGCCUCAGUAAUGAAGAAGGUGGGAAUCCUUACUUUGGAUAUUUUGGAUAUCAUGGCUUUGGGGGCCGCCCUCCUUAUUACUCAGAAGAAAUGUAUGAUGAUAUUGAAAAACCCAAAGAAGAAGAUCCUCCUAAAGCAGAGAGUCCAUCAACAGAGCCCUCAGCAAAUGCAACAGUAAACGAGACAAAUUCUACCCAACCAGGUGGGAAUGACACCAGCCCAACAGGAAAUGGUGUCCCAGGACAGAACACUGGGAAUAACCCAACAGCUCAGAAUGGAGUCAACCCAUCCCCUACAGUUAAUACUUCAGGCCAGGGAGCACCCAGAAGUCAAUUCCCAUGGAGACCAAGUCAGCCAAAUAUUUAUGAAAAUUACCCAAAUCACAACACCCGAAAUUUCCCUUCAGGAAGACAGUGGCAUCACACUGGUACUGCUGUUGGCCAGAGACCAAAUGGGCCUUUUUACCGAAAUGAGCAAGUUCAAAAGAAUUCUCAAUGGAAUUCCUUUGCUUGGGAAAACAAACAAGCAACACAUCCAGGAAAUCCAACUUCUCACAAAACUUUUCUUUCCACUUCAAGAGGCUAUUAUACUAAUAAUGCAGGAAAACCAGUAAACUUUAGAAAAAGGCCUCAGGGGCCAAAUAAAAAUGUUGUGGUAACCAAUAUUGUCCCACUGGAUCCCAACCAAGGUAGUGUUGGCUACAGUGAAAAAGUACAGAAUCCAGCAGAUAAGCAAGUGGGUCAGAAAGAAAGGACUGUUGUUCCUACAAAAGAUACAGUCAGCCUCUGGAGGAACUCUCACCCUCAUGGCGGAGUGAAUAAACCCAAUUAUAAACUGCCACACCCUAUAGGCAACACACCAGGCCCCAACUUUAAUUCUAUUGGUCAACAAGAAAAUCCUUAUUCCCCAGCAGGAGACUCCAGAAGAGUUCCAAAUUCUGGUGUACAAAUCCAAAACCAGAAUUUGCCCAAUGGCAUUAUUUUAGAGCCAAAAAUAACUCCAUAUGCACCAGAAACUAGUCAGCCAAAAUUAAAGUAUAAAACGUAUCAGCCUCUAUACCCUGAAGGGAUCCCUGCUCCCACCAGAGAACAUUUUCCUGCUGGAAGAAAUACAUGGAAUCACCGAGAUAUCUCUCCACCCUUUAAAGGAAUUCCUACGUGGGAAGAACGUUUACCUACUCCUACUCCUCCUCUUCCUCCUUCCCAUGGCUCCAGAGGAAGUGUUUUCUUUCAUGAAUACAGCCCCUAUAAUCCUAGUGCAAAUCCACCUUACCUAAGUAGCAACACCUGGGGUGAGAUAGUUGAUUCUCCUAGUAGUAUACGGCAACCAGAACAUCCACAGUCCCCGUUGAAUACUCCAGAACAGAAAAAGAUUGUUCCUUAUAAUGAAAAGGACCCUAUUGAUCCAAUUGGAGAUGAAAUUUUUCAAAGGCAAAGUACAUGGGAUGAGGAAGAGUCAAGCUUGAAAAGAGCCCCAACAGGUAGGCAGUAUGAAGGUAAGCAACACACUUCCAAUCAACCAAAGCAGUAUCUCCCCUAUCCUGUAGAUAGGCCAUCAAAACCCAGGGAGGAUUUGCCCUCUAAUGGGUUCUACCCAUGGAAUCCAGAUGAGAAUUUCUCCUAUAAUACAGGUUUCACUGUAUCCCCACCUGUGAACACCAAGGGUUAUACCAACAAUGGUGUUGGACAACAAGGAAGUACUGUUUUUCCUUCAUGGAACUCCUGGGACUACAAUAUUCAAACCCAAGGUCAAAAAGAAAAAGAGCCAUAUUAUAACAGAAACUUCUGGAAUCAGGCAACAAAUUUACAUGAAGUCUCAACUACUGUACCAAACCUGAAGGAGACUCAGCUCUACUACAGUAAUUCCCUAACCAGUCUUCAGAAAAACCCAACCUGGCAUGAAGGCAAGCAUUUGAACUAUGGCAUGCAAAUUGCUGGGUUGAAUUCACCAGGGAGAGAAUAUUUGGCUUAUCCAGACUUAAUCACUCAAAGUGACCCAUCAAGUCAAAAAGAAACCUACAUGUUUCGCCAAAGCCAGGGCAGUUCCUGCUGUACUGGAGGCUCCACAGUGCUCAAGGACAAUCCACUGUCCCUCCAAGUCUCAACUUCAUCUCAUGGUCUUGCACCAGAGGAGAAACCCAGCACUUCUCUGCAUCCAGAAGGUAGUCAUACCAAUCACCCCAGUUUUAUUGUCUCCCCAGCAAGCACCCUACCUGGCCAAAGAAACAGUUCUGAGAACAGACUGCCUGGAGAGAGCCAAAACCCAAAUUCGUUCAGAGCUGAUGUGUCCACUCUGAGAAGGAGCACUCGAUGUUCUCUGAAGAACCAACUGGGCCAACUGGAAAUUACAUCUGUUCCUGAAGCCAGUUCCCCUCAGUCCAAGAAUACACCUUGUCUCAAAAAUGACCUGGGAGAAGAUGGGGGCAAUGUUGUGGGACAAAUGUCUGAAGGCAAUCAGCUCAAUGAAAUAACGGUUGCCCUUACACCUAAGCAGCUCGUGAUCAGCACACCUAAUGAAGAUCCCAAGUCAGAAGGCAUCAAGACUGAAGUCCAAGAAAACGACAAGGAGAAACAACAGGAAUCCCCAAGCAUCUUGCGUGUACCAUGUUUUGGCUCCAAAUUAGCAAACCAUCACUCUGCCAGCACUGGAGCUCCAUCCACCAGUGGAAGACAAGACCGAAUUGAUGGGGAUCUAAUUAUGCCUACUGGAAGUCCUGGUACAUCUGUUGGGUUACCUACUGGGGAACAAUUUAAACAUACAAAUAUAGACUCACCUAAUGCAGAUGAACGCACUUCAUAUGAGUCCUUUCAAAUAGGAACCAAUCCACAGGACCAGAUACAAGACUGCUUAUUGAUUCAGGCAUAG